GUAAAGAGUUUUGCAGCUGUUUUUUUGACGUUUGGUUAGAUGUGGAACUGCUGUUUUAUUUUGUGUUUUAAUGUAAAUAUUUUUUUAGCGAAAAUAUCGUAAAAUGAUAUAAAAUGUACACAUUACUACAUGGAUUUUACAAAUACUUGGUUCAAAAGGACGAAUACUGUGUUUUAAUAUUAGGACUGGAUAAUGCAGGCAAAACGACGUACCUGGAGGCUACAAAAACAAAAUUUACUAAGAAAUAUAAAGCAAUGAACCCCAAUAGGAUAACUACAACAGUUGGAUUAAAUAUAGGUAAAAUAGAUGUGGAUGGAGUGAGACUUAACUUCUGGGACCUUGGCGGGCAGCAAGAGCUGCAGUCUCUUUGGGACAAGUACUAUGCUGAGUGCCAUGCGGUCAUUUACAUAGUAGACUCGUCUGACAGAGAACGGGUUUCGGAAUCAAAAGAGACCUUUGACAGGAUGAUAGCAUCAGAACACUUAUCCGGAGUCCCGCUCCUGGUACUAGCCAACAAACAAGACAUUCCAGACUGCAUGGGAGUUCACACGGUGAAGCCCAUCUUCAAUCAGAACGCACACCUUAUUGGUGCGAGGGACAUUAUGCUUAUGGCCAUAUCUGCACUUACUGGAGAUGGAGUAGACGAGGGCAUCAGAUGGCUAGUGGACUGUAUAAAAAGAAACAGCGUCGAACGACCCGCGCGCAACCACGAUGACAACUUAUAAAGGCGGCAACCUACACCCGGUGCAUGUAUAAUAUGUCUUACGCCCGACCGAACGACACUACCGAUACAAUGAAUAAUAAUUAGUUUUCCUAUUAAGAUAAUGAUGUGACUCGUACGGCCCAUUGUUUUGUACAUACAGUAUUGACAUUUAAGAAUAAAACAUUACUAGAA
Molecule: messenger RNA, 895 nt
Organism: Helicoverpa armigera (cotton bollworm)
Lineage: Eukaryota; Metazoa; Arthropoda; Insecta; Lepidoptera; Noctuidae
Gene: Arfrp1
Product: ADP-ribosylation factor-related protein 1
Exons: 5
Coding region: 114-725 (203 amino acids)
Biological process (GO): protein localization to Golgi apparatus; intracellular protein transport; Golgi to plasma membrane protein transport
Cellular component (GO): Golgi apparatus
Molecular function (GO): GTPase activity; GTP binding
Source: RefSeq, a predicted model, not a curated record